Neltuma alba is the source of this 1561-nucleotide messenger RNA. RefSeq lists its product as uncharacterized. Bases 265 to 1233 code for a protein of 322 amino acids. The record is from RefSeq and is a predicted model, not a curated record. Gene Ontology annotation, cellular component: membrane. The transcript is spliced from 9 exons. Lineage: Eukaryota; Viridiplantae; Streptophyta; Magnoliopsida; Fabales; Fabaceae.
CCGCUCUUCUGUUUUCACUUUUCCAAUAAACUGAUGAAUUUUCCCUGACUACCGAAAAAAAUAUAGAAUCUUUCCUCAACCCGGAGGUGCACAAAUCCGAAGGCGAAGCUAAAUCGUCCUGGUCUUUGACCUCCCACGCUUCAACGUUCAUCCAGGUACCCAGUGAAAGGAAGAAGCAAAUCAUCUUGUUUUGGCCUGCAAAUUUACCAUCGGCAAAACGCAAGUGUAAUAUCGAGGUCUUAAAGCCAUACUUGAUAGCCCACUAUGAUUCCAGAUACUGCUGAUCCGAGUUACUGGUUGAACUGGAGGUUUUUGCUCUGCGCAAUAUGCAUUUUAGCCUCUUUGGUACUAGGGUUGUUUUUAAUAUGGAAGUACGAAGGAGUCAAGAGAUCAAGACGUCAGGGGAGAGAGAAUCAGCAGGAAACGGAUGGUUCAUUGUAUAACGAUGAAGCAUGGAAGACGUGUCUCAAAGGACUUCAUCCUGCUUGGCUGCUGGCUUACAGACUAAUUGCUUUCCUUGCGCUUUUGGGGUUGCUCAUUGCUGAUGUGGUUUUCCAUGGAGGCCACAUAUUUUACUUCUAUACUCAGUGGACCUUUUCUUUGGUCGUUAUUUACUUUGGGCUUGGAUCAUCUUUAUCCAUAUAUGGAUGUUGUGUCAGCGAUAAGUCUGGGCCUAUUAUGCCCAACGGCAAUACAGCUUCAACACUUGGAGUUGGUGUAGAUAUGUCCAACCUGCUGAAAAAUCCAAAUGCUCUUCAGGUGCCUCAUGCACGGGAAGCUGCUGGUGUAUGGGUUUAUGCCUUUCAAAUAAUUUAUCAGAUGUGUGCAGGUGCUGUAGCUCUCACUGAUUGUGUGUUCUGGCUUGUCCUCUAUCCACUUCUAAAUGAUAAAGCAAUCGCACUGAACUUCUUGAUUGUUUGCAUGCACUCGGUUAAUGCUGUUUUCCUUCUUGGUGACAUGGCACUGAAUUGCUUGAGGUUUCCAAUGUUUCGGUUUGGAUAUUUUGUCUUGUGGACAUGUACAUUUGUAAUUUUCCAAUGGGUCUUCCAUAUGUUUGUAUCAACGAGUUGGCCUUAUCCUUUCCUUGAGCUGUCAUCCCCAUAUGCUCCCUUAUGGUACCUAGCAGUGGGUGUGCUGCAUAUUCCAUGCUACUGCGCAUUUGCUUUGGUAGUGAAGCUGAAGAACUUGUGGUUGUCAAGAUCAUUUCCAGGCUCCUCUCAGAUUGUGAGAUGACCUUAACAUAUUAGAUUACUCCAUUGUCCAUUCUAGCAGAAGGAUUCUGAACAACAAUUAUGGUUAUACAAGGUGUUUAUGUAAUUAAAACCCUUUUCUCUCUCUCUCUCUCUGUCUCUCUCUCUCUCUCUCACAGAAACACAAGAGGUGUGCUGUAAGGAUCAUGCCAUUUUAUCUCUGUGGGCAACGUUAGAGAGGAUAAAGAUUGACUAAAUUUGAGUAGCAUUAUUCAUAAAUCUUAUUGACAAUGUAGUUUCCUAUAUAUGUUAAAUUUUAUGUUGAUAACUCUUAACAAAGGAUGAAUUCUAUGCUGUUUGAUUAUUUAAAA